AAUAUUGUAUUUCUUCUAUGAUCCUUGAAGAGAAAGUAAUAGAAUUGUUUGAUUUUUUUCUCUGAAUGUGCUUGAGCAACAAUACAAUGUGGAAGCUACAACAGAGACAGGAUGAAAAUUAUUUAUAUAAACAUAUAUGAAGCUGAUAAUAUUGUUUUAGAUUCAGUGCUAUAUGAAAUUCCUAGGAUGAUGAAUUUAAUUACUUAUUAAUGGGUAGUGCUGCUUCAAAGCGGUCUGACAGCUCUGAAUUUGAUAUCUUGAAGUGAUAGGUUUGGAUGUUAUCCACAUUCAGCUUCCUGAAGUUGCCGCACUUUCUGGUGACAAAAUACUUGCCCCAAUUGUAUGCCCUGUAUCUGGCAGGCAGGAUUCUGCUCGCUGGUCAGCUCCUCCACGGGCUUCCAUAUUCUCAUAUCUAUCAUUGCUCCACACCUGCAAUAUAAACAUCAUUCAACCAGACUACUUGAGUAACAGCUGAUUUCCUCCUCACUUCUAGCCCUCCGACAUCAUCCUGAGCAAGAACAGUAAGGGCACCAGCAUCUUUGUGUUGGCUAAUACCAAGAGCAAGGUGAGGAACAUGGGAGGUGGGUGGUGAUUGAAUCUAAUGAAGCUGGUUUGGUCUUUGAAGAAGCCAUUGAACCUAUCUGCUAGCAAGCCUAGGCUCAAGGCAAUAAGUUCCAUCAAUUUUUAAGCUUGUUUCUUCAAUUCCUUUGCAUAUUCUUCACAUGCCUCUCUGCAAUGACAUAAAUCAAGCUUUUCCAAGAUGACCUUCUAUUCUAUGUUUCAAUAUUCCUAACUCUUAAUUAAAUAAUUAUCUGAGG
Rubroshorea leprosula is the source of this 818-nucleotide messenger RNA. The record is from the annotation of a GenBank genome assembly. Lineage: Eukaryota; Viridiplantae; Streptophyta; Magnoliopsida; Malvales; Dipterocarpaceae.